GACCGAGAGAAUCGCCAACAGAUACAGCGAAUCGUGUGAACCGUGUGGAAGUAACUGCGGAAAAAUUGUACUGCGCGAAAAUCGAAACAUUUUUUUGUUGUUAUUAUAUCAUCAAAGCACAUCACACACAAAUUAGCAAACAACGCAAUUGUAACGCGGCGGCAAAGUGUGAAAACAUAUUGAACUCGACGGCGUGACUUGAGGUUCGUGUUUUUCGUUGAAAGGUUUCCUUAGAAGUUCAGAGGGUAUUGCAGAUUGCGUAUUAUCUGUUUUUGGAAAAUGCUGGAGCAGCUCGUACGCUGCUAGUUUCUGUUCCGGCGAAGUGAGGGCGAGAAUGAUGACGUUGUUAGUGGCGUAAGUUUGUGGGUGGGAAAAUGGCUGAGUUCGGCGGAAUUUGCACUGCGAAAAAUAGAUGUAAUCAGACACGAAAAUAUUGCCAGUGCAUAGUGGAGGAGAGAUAAUCUACGUCAAGUGUUCCAGAGGCGAACAUUGGAGAGGCUGUGGAAAAAAAGCUGGAGCUAAAAUGGCCGUCGAGCAAAGUGCGGCUCGAGAGUAGAAGAGGUCGCGUGAGCGAUUGAGUUCGAAGGACAGGAAAAAAAGGGGAGAAGCACGACUCUGCCUAUCCAGGACAAUCUCCUCGCCGGUCGGUCGGUGUGCCCUCUACGGAGGUGUUCUUGAGAUGUUCCUUAGAACGGAGCCCCCAGCAAACGCGUUCAUUUCGUUGAUGCGUAGAUUCGGAAGCACAUAACUACAGACACGCGCGAAAACAACACCGAAAGUAGGAACGAAGCAGCCAAGUAAUCGAUAAUCAAUAAAGGAGACCUCGUUGCCGAAAAAACGGAAAUACAUGUACAAACCGCCAGAGCACCGAAAUACGCAUUUAGAAUUAUCUCGCACACCCGACUACACAUAGCUGCUGCUCGAGUUCGGCUUCAUCGAGGAGAGGCUGCGAAAAUCCGAUACACCGGGAGUUCGUCGACACACAAUCCAGUGAAACGAUCCGUACUCCAUGUCAAUGUUUACAAAUAUAUAUCUCACCAGAUUCGAACCGUUCCGAUACGAUACAUUCAAGAGAUAGAAGCAAACAGAAGCCGUCGAAGUUAGAAAGUGGAAAAGAAUCCGUUCGUCCCCACAGAGUUAUUUAUUACGCCAAACAAUACGUAGACAGAGUGUUGAUUACGUCGCUCAACGCCAUCAACGGUCCUUAUCAGUUCGUCUCGUCUGUAACAUUGCCGACACACAGAAUACUAGAGGAGAGGAGUAUUACCACACCUCUAUGGGCCUGUUAUAGAAAAUAGUGAAACAACCGAAAUCCACCGCUCUGCACCGAAAAAGCAAACGUGCUGAAUCUGUUAUCUAGUGAAGAACUCGCUUUCCCCGAAGUUUGUUGUGCUACGAAGCCGUCGAACAGAAGUUCAGCAAUCUGUUACCAAAACGUGUCAUCGUAUCGAUUGUUGCCCUUCCUUUAGCUAACCGAACUGAACCUACCAAAUCGUCGCAAGGUGAAAUAGGAAAAAAAUAUUCCGAUCAAAAGAUAAGCGAGAACCUAAAUAAUUCAACACAUCCUACGCGCUUCUGCUGGCCGUGAGGGUGGCGACCAAAGAACAGAAGCCCAAGAAGAAUAACCGAAAAUUCGACCGACGAAAAGUGUGUUAAUAACUGUGAUAUUACGUAAAGUAAGGUAAACUCGAAAGAAAAGAAAAGCGGAAACGAAAGGAAACCCCGAGAAGGUGUGACCACCGAGUGCCGGUAAUAAAAGUCACACGCACGCACCAAAUUCAGUGGCGGAGAGUGUUGGUUGCUGCGAACGUCGUCGUCGUCGAAGUCAGUCCCAAGGACGUUGAACUACUUCCUUCGGAGAAACAGCGCCACGGAAACGGAUUGGUCAAGCUCCGCAGCCCCACAAGCGCUAAUGACAAUGGACUUCACACCGCUGCCGUCGGAGCUGGAGGAGCUGAUACUGUGCAGCUGCUGCCAUCUGCCGUUCAACGAUACGGAUGCAGUGCCGAAGCUGUUUUCCUGCCGGCACUAUUUCUGCCUGAAAUGCGUCAACCAGGUGCUCAUGAAGGGCACCGAGCUGUACUGCGUGCACUGCUGGAAGCGAACUGAGCUCACCGGUCCGGACAUGAAGCCGGAGAAUCUACCGACGCAUAAUGCGAUCCUGUACCUGUCGCAGAACUUGAGUAUGAUUUCGAGCGGAAGCGUCACCGGUGCCGGUGCAGGGGGAGGAACUGGCGCCGGAAGUGUCAACGGUGGUGGCACGAAAAAGCCUCCCGAUAAGAGUGGAACGAACGGAACAACGGCCACGAGUAGUGCCAGUAGUGUUCUGAGCGGAGGAGGCAGUGUAACCGGUGCAACGGGCGUUACGAACGGAAGCUCGGCUGCCAACGGUAACAUCGGUUUAAGUAGUAAUAGUGCGAAUGCAGGCGGCGCCGGACCGAUCGGCUCGGGAAAAUAUAGAAAUAAGGGCGAAAACUGUAUGACACAUGCAAUGCCGAAUGCGCUGUGGUGUCUCAAGUGCAACAUAAUCCUAUGCCGGGCCUGCGCCAGUACGGAAGAACAUCGGAAUCACACGGUCAAGACUCAAGCUGAGGCACGCGACCAAAUCCGUUCGGACAUCGCGUCGGAUCUGUUGCUGAUGCAGAAGUCUCUCUCCGAGUUGCAGCAUUUCGUAUUUAAGCAACGUGAUUUCCUGCUCAAAAUCCUGGAAGCAUGUACGGCGCUGAAGACUCAGGUCGAAACGGAACUGAUCAACCAUCUGCCCACGUUCGAAGUGGCAGAAAUACGAAGUAACCUUACGAAAGCGAAACUAUUCCUUACCAUGCUCGAUCAGCAAUCCCCGUCGGACGCGUACAAACUGUACGCCAAUCUCAAUAUCGAAAAACAACGGCUGCAGUCCAAGUAUCAGGAGAUGUACCUACAGUGCAAACUCGACGAUCUGAUACAACACUACGGCAUACUGUUUGACUUCGAGUUGAUCAAACAGGCGCUAUCGAACCUGAACACAAUCGAUCCGAUCUCGUUCGGAAACGGUGCCAUUGGUGGCCUAGGAUUGACCGCCGGCGGUACCACCAUCAAUGGGCAUCACAAUUCCAUAUUACUACUUGCCAAUUACUGUAUCUCGCAACUGUAUUCACGUCACAUUCUAACAACCAAACAUCACCAACAGCACCAGCAAUCGCAGCAUAUCGAUCCCAAUGCAUUAGGCUACGCAAUAUCCUCGCCCUCGCAGACAACUUCCGGAGGCGGAGUACCGCAUUCGCCCAACCAUACCGGAAUCCUCGCGGGGCCUCCGGGAAUGCCCCAACCUCCGCACUCCGGUACUUAUGCAAGUCAAUUGAACGACAUGGCGGCAAUCAUCAUUGGCCCUUCCAUGCACCAAGGUAAUCGAACCGACGGAACAAACUCGGCCCGUACGUCCGGUUCCGGAUCGGCAUACCUGAGCGAAAUCCUCAACGGUAGCUCCAUGCAUUUGCAUCAACAUUCCGGAUCUUCCCAGCAUCAACCGCUGACGCCUCCGGGCCAUCCCCUGUCCUCAUCUUCCUCCAGUGUGGUAUCGCUAGUUCCUUCCACGGCCCAGCAACAGGUGCAGAAGCAGGUCCAAGCGGCCGCCGUCGCUUCGUCGCUGCUGUGCAACCCAUCGCUACACGUCUAUCCGAUCUACUUCUUCAACAUCGAAAUCAACGGCCAACCGUUCGGCCGGAUUCUGAUCGAGGUACGCAACGACGUGGCCCCCAAGAUGGCCAAAAACUUCGGCGCACUGGCCACCGGGGACUUGGGCUUCGGCUACAAGGGCUGCAGCAUCUUCCAGUGCUGGGAAAACGAGAGCAUCAUCACCGGGGACUUUGAGCUGAACAACGGCCGCGGUGGCCGGUCGGUGUUCGAGGAGGGAUUCUUCAUGCCAGACGACACCAAGAUAUUGGCGAUCCGUGGCUCGGUCGGGAUGCGCCGCAGCCAGAAGCGCCACGACAACAUGGGCCUGGUCGGAUCCCAGUUUCGCAUCAUUCUGCGGGAGAUGCGCGGAUUCACCGGAAUCUUUGCGUUCGUCGUCGAGGGGUUGGAUCUGGUGGAGAAGAUCAGCCAGGCGGGCGAUUCGGCCGGGAAGCCGCAGAGCAACGUACUGAUUGUGAACUGUGGUAAAUGGCAGUGAGGGGUUGGGGGGCAAGAGAAAGAGAGAAGGGGAGCGGAAGCGAAAUUCGGGGGAUUUCAUGAAAGCUAGUUUAGUUUUAAGUUUUCGUUUGUCUCUUACCUUAUCGUCGCGUUUACAGAUAAGCGGGUUAUGAUUUGUUAGUUGAAAUACGUAGCUAGAAGCAGGCUGUUGUUAGACAUUACGUUUUUUUUGCUAGAAUAUUUACUAGUUUCGAGUAUUAGUGCAUUUAGUUGCUAAGGGCGUUAGACAUGGUACGAAUUUUAGACUGCUACUCCGCCGUAGUGGUUAGACGGAAGAAAUCUGAACUGCGCGAGAGGGCAGUGUUCGCGAGCGGGCGGUGAUAGACUAGUGGAGUGGAUAAAGGUGUAAGUAAGACGGUAGGAAGUAAUUUGCGGUGUCUCGUUCGUGGAAGAAAGUAUACUACAUAUUGUUAAGCUUCAAGAAAAGCAUCUUGGCUGGAUGAAAAGCUGGACAAAAAAAAACUUAAUGUUAUUACCAUUUGACGCUGUUAUGAUUUCAGAGAAAACAAUUUUUCAAUUUCCUCAAGACAAUGAAGUUGUAGUUUUUGGUUUGACAUAUUUAUCCAGUAGCAGACAUUUCAUGAAUCAAUAGACCUAUUCAAUCACCAUUAAUGCUGACUGAAAAAUUAUAACAGGUUUCCAUCAACAUUAAGGUACCAGAGGACCAAGCUCAAAAGCUUAGGAGCAAGAGGUUUGAUUUUAUUUAGUGCCACUAUUUUGCCGAUAUCGAUAAAUCCGAUACUAUCGAAAUCGAGGUUGUUAUUUUAUCCUUUUAUCAAUGCUAUCGUAGUUCACGGAAAUUAAAAAAUGAUUUUGUUGAAACUUUUAGUUCAGAUACUAUAAAGGUUCAAUUACAAAUUGUGAUUGAGUUGAAAGUAGAUCUGUGAAAAUAUUUAAGGUAGCGAGAGUUUUACCCUCGAACAUGCAAAAAAUAUUGUACUAAAAUUUUAUUUGUGCCGUAAUUUUUCCAUCAGCCAGAAAGUUGUGGAUUUCAGAAGUAUUCCGUAAAGGUUUGUGAAAAUUAGCUCGAACCAUGGUGCAAGCAUUGGGAAGAAGUAAAAGAUCUUGUAGCAUUCAACUUCCAUCGUAACUCUCUAAUAUACGAACUUUCCUUUUCGGUCCAAUUCGCCGUUAUCUUAAAUUGAUCGAAGCAGUGUUCUUAAUUUGCAAUACUUCUAUUUUUUUUAUUUUACGUCUUUUUCAAAUCUUCCUAUUCGUUUGGCUGCCAGUUUUCAACAAUAAUACUAUUUUAAAUUUUAAAGCAUCUGCAAAAUUAAAAAUAAAUCAUUUUUUUUGAAAAAUGCUUGUCAGUUAUUUAUUGCAAUUGACAGGAACGUAAAAAAGUAUGUUAUAUGCUAUUUUUUGUUACACACAUUGGAUGAGACUAAACCAUCUAAAG
Molecule: messenger RNA, 5569 nt
Organism: Aedes aegypti (yellow fever mosquito)
Lineage: Eukaryota; Metazoa; Arthropoda; Insecta; Diptera; Culicidae
Exons: 2
Coding region: 1913-4150 (745 amino acids)
Biological process (GO): protein peptidyl-prolyl isomerization
Molecular function (GO): zinc ion binding; peptidyl-prolyl cis-trans isomerase activity
Source: RefSeq, a predicted model, not a curated record